AAAGAACGCCGCCAAGAGGUUAAUCGUCGUUGAAGGGCAUUUACGUAAAUUACAAUCCUCCCCGAUAAACUUUCUGAAUCGUCAAAACUUUUCUUGAUAAUCAAGACGAGUCUCUCUAUUAUACAGUGUAAAAAAUUGAUACCCAAAUCGCCUUAGUUUCUUCAUCCAAAAACUGAAAAAGAAACCUUCUGAAACAAAUCUUGUAGGAUGAAAAGUGGUUCAUCAGAGACCAAAUUGUUACAAGAAUUGAUUCUUUAUGCCGCAAGCGCAGCUCUUAGUUGUCUCGUAUUGUUUGUGGGGCUCCGGCAGCUUGACCCGAAUCGAGAGGCAUCCAAGAAGGCUCUUGAACACAAGAAGGAAAUUGCUAAGCGAUUGGGUCGACCCCUCAUUCAAACCAAUCCCUAUGAGGAUGUGAUAGCCUGUGAUGUAGUGAACCCUGAUCAUAUAGAUGUGGAAUUUAAUUCCAUUGGCGGGUUAGAAUCCAUUAAGCAAGCAUUAUGUGAAUUAGUAAUUCUUCCCAUGCGAAGACCUGAGCUGUUUUCUCAUGGAAAGUUACUCGGCCCACAAAAAGGAGUCUUGCUUUAUGGACCACCUGGGACUGGAAAGACCAUGCUUGCCAAAGCAAUUGCUAAAGAGUCGGGUGCUGUUUUUAUUAAUGUGAGAAUAUCAAAUUUGAUGAGCAAAUGGUUCGGUGAUGCACAAAAAUUAGUUGCUGCUGUAUUUAGUUUGGCACAUAAACUCCAGCCAGCAAUUAUAUUUAUUGAUGAAGUUGAUAGCUUUUUGGGCCAGCGCAAGGCCACCGAUCAUGAAGCAUUAACAAACAUGAAAACUGAAUUCAUGGCUUUAUGGGAUGGUUUUACCACAGAUCAGAAUGCACGAGUGAUGGUUCUUGCUGCAACUAAUCGCCCAUCUGAGCUUGAUGAAGCAAUCCUCCGACGUCUUCCUCAAGCCUUUGAGAUUGGGUUCCCCGACCGUAAAGAGAGAGCAGAGAUUCUGAAGGUGAUUCUGAGGGGAGAGAGGGUGGAAGAUACCAUCGACUAUGACCGCAUUGCUAGUUUAUGUGAUGGUUACACUGGUUCAGAUCUUUUUGAGCUCUGUAAAAAAGCUGCCUACUUUCCUAUCCGUGACCUUCUUAAUGAUGAGAAAAGUGGAAAGCCUUCCGCGCAGGAGCCAAGGCCAUUAUCAGAAUCAGAUUUGGAGAAAGUUAUAGCUACAUCAAAAAAGACACAGGUUGCUGCAAAUGAAUACAACUCCUUACGUUCACAACUUGUUGGAUUGUCAAGGCAAACAGAUACAGAUGAUUAUCCAGUCCAAGCUGCUAUCAGCGAGCUAUCCAAGCUUGUGGUUUCUCAAAUUUUGAAUCUCCAGGCAGAGAACCAAGAUUCUUAACUGCCACUAGCAAUUGCCAUACAGUACUAUGGACUGGACUUGCAUGCAUAUAUGGGAAAUUGCACGGUUCUUUACGGCUCUGCUGUGUCUUGGAGAAUGUCGUAUUCAGGUUUUCUGCUAGUGUAUUAUAGAGGGUAUUGAUUGACAGACUCUAUUUUUGCCAGGUGAAGUUAAUGUUCAAGCUAUAAUGUACAAUAUAUUAGGCUACCUAAUAUAGUUAGGUCUUGCAUCCUCUAUUAAAUGAAUGAUGUUGUAGCUCUACAGUCUAAUUCAAUAUCUCAUUUCUCCCCUUGUAGA
This is a messenger RNA of Solanum pennellii, 1686 nucleotides long. Its product is annotated as ATPase family AAA domain-containing protein 1. The transcript has 6 exons. Lineage: Eukaryota; Viridiplantae; Streptophyta; Magnoliopsida; Solanales; Solanaceae. Gene Ontology annotation, molecular function: ATP binding; ATP hydrolysis activity. Gene Ontology annotation, cellular component: mitochondrial outer membrane. The record is from RefSeq and is a predicted model, not a curated record. The coding region runs from base 208 to 1389 and encodes 393 amino acids.